AUGGCAACCACACCUGCCCUCCUCACCCAGGCACAAGCCAAGAAGAUCUGCCGCCUUACAAAGUGGCUCCUCAACACCCAAAACAAGCUGCGUACUGCCAUCAAAGGGUCCAGCACUACCACCACCACCACCACCUCCUCUUCCUUCACCAUUACUAAAAAGUCCUGCUCCUUCACAGGCAACAAAGCCAGACAACAACGUCGCAUCCACAAUGAAGUCUUCGGGUGGACAAGUGACGCCUGGGACGAGAUGAGCCUAGCCUCUACCUCCUCGCCCACAACACCCCUUUUCUUACCGGCACCAACCACUCCACAAACAAUGCCCAUGAGUAGGGAAGAAGCUCUCAGACGCGCCGAUGCCUACACCAUCCGCCGUAUCGAGAAUGCUUACAUGCACAAUACUGUCCAUAAUCCACAUGGCAGAAGAGCAUACUUCAGAGUUGAAGGAUAUUAA
Aureobasidium melanogenum CBS 110374 is the source of this 453-nucleotide messenger RNA. RefSeq lists its product as uncharacterized. Bases 1 to 453 code for a protein of 150 amino acids. Lineage: Eukaryota; Fungi; Ascomycota; Dothideomycetes; Dothideales; Saccotheciaceae. The transcript has a single exon. The record is from RefSeq and is a predicted model, not a curated record.